UUUGACAACGAAGACACUUUCAGCCAGCAAACAUAAACAAGCAGGAAUCAUGAGAUAAUACGAUUCAGAGAGCAGACUUAUACAAAUGAUUGUAAGAAUGUUUCUAGAAUAACUUAAAACAAGAAAGAGCAACAAACUAACUCAGCUGACACAAAAGCUGACCAGGCAACAAGGGUCUUGUAAAAUGGCAGAUCCAAUGGUUGACCACGUGACAAGACUGAGACUGAAAAUGCUGGAAAAGAGACUGGAAAAUGAGAGACAUGACAACAGUGAACGAGAGGGUUCAGCAUACUCCACAAGGAGUUCUGAUGGACAAGCAUACGCAUUACACAGCGCACUGAGGCGCAAGAGGAACUUACUCCAGAGACUGAGGGAGCAACAUAUGAUGGAAGAUCUCGGAAGGCCACACACAUGGGGUGGAGCUCGCAGGCAGGGUCAUUAUGAACCACCUCAACCUGUGCCUCCCAUUCAUAUCCAUCAGAUUCCACAACCACCACCUGCCCCUCAGCCCCCCCAAAUCAUUCAACACACCGUUCCACAGCAGCCCGCCACCAUUAUCCAGCAGUUACCACAGCAACAGCCUCUCAUAGCACAAAUCCCGCCCCCACAGACCUUCCCUUACAGAUCAGGCAGUAUAAAAGAAGACAUGGUGGAGUUAAUGCUCAUGCAGAACGCUCAAAUGCACCAGAUCAUCAUGCACAAUAUGAUGCUGAAGGCCCUUCCAAUAGGAGGCGGUGCCAGCCAGGUCACACCUCCAGCCUUAUCAGGACAGCAACAUGACUUAAAAGUGAGAGGAGGCGCUGUUCAUCACCAUCAUCACUACGGUUCUCACGGACCACCUCUUCCUCCAAUUGGCUAUUCGGUUUGGCCUCCUAUGCCAGUAGGACAAGGCGGGACUUAUCAGACAUCAGUGCAGCCUGCGAUUGGUCCAGUCUCUCUGCCCCCGUUAAACACAAUGACAACUGAUGAUGUGAACUCAAGAGCUUCUCUUGGCCUCUAAAACACAAGUAUAAAACACAAAGCCUAAAAUGCAGAGUGCAGACAAAUCCCUCUUCAUCUUCACAUUAUAUUUAUUAAUUGGAUUAUUUAAUUUACUGUAAUAUAGAUGCACACUUUUGUAUGGUCAUUAUAGUUUUACUGUUUUAAGAUUGUGUUAGAUUAUUCAUUUAUUAUCAACUAAGUGAAAUGUAUUACAUCAUAUAAUUUCUCUGCUGUACAAGGUUUGACGAAGGUAGAACUUUUAAAAACCUUGAGCACACCCACACGCAUUUUCUUCUACUUUAAGACACGUGAUGCUCAUAUACGAUUCUGAUUGGUUAGAUAACUUGGCUCACUAGUUCUCAGCGGUAUAGAUUGUCACUUACGUUUAAAUGCUGAUGUUAAAUGCAACAGACAGAAAUA
Molecule: messenger RNA, 1401 nt
Organism: Triplophysa rosa
Lineage: Eukaryota; Metazoa; Chordata; Actinopteri; Cypriniformes; Nemacheilidae
Gene: lg7h21orf58
Exons: 9
Coding region: 185-1000 (271 amino acids)
Source: RefSeq, a predicted model, not a curated record